UCUAGACAUCGGACAGAAGCUGAGAUGCUUUGGAGUUAGAAGCUGCUGUUUGGUGUGUCACCAUCAGAGAGACGUUUUUUUUUUUUUUUUUCAGAAGGACAAAGAGGUGGAGACUUAACUGCACUGCUCAUUACUCAAAUGAUUUGACCUGCAUUCACACUUGACUGCAUCACACCAAGUUUUGUCAGCGUCAUUGCAGAUUUCUCUUCUGUGAUGCAGUGACUCACACUAACCAUGAAUAAUGGAGCCAGCAUCAAAGUUGUAUCCCAAAGCCAGAGUGAUACAAGAGUCAGUUCAAGUUUCCCUUUACCUCAGACCAUGAUGCCUCUGCCAAAGAUGGAUUCCAAACAGUACAGCAGCCUCCCCAUUCCCACAGUGCAGUAUCAGCUCGCUUCCAGACGACAACUUGCAUAUUCUUCAUCAUCUGUUUCCUCAGAUCCUGCAGACGUGGUGAGAGGUAAAAUUUUAAAAGCUAACCUAAUGCAGCAAAGGAUUGGUAUGUAUUCUAACAGAGGCCCAGUCAGUACAGAGCGAAGCAAUGGAACAUGUUCAGCAUAUAGCAGCCCUCAGAUUGCAAAGAGAGACGUUCCACGUUCCAAAGACACAUUGGAUCUGCGAAACAGUGUUUUGACACACAAGGCUUUGAGAGACCUUCAGCUAAGGAGAAACACCAAUAAGAACUGGACUUUUGGAAAGAGUCGUUUAAGAAGUCUAGACAACGCACAAGAGGACGACACCUUAGUGAAGCCCUCAGCUGACCUUUAUCCAGUCCGAGAACGAGGACGUUUCCUUUAUACCAAAGGGACAAAUGGGAAUGAAAGAUCACGUCCUUCUUCCGCUGGACUGGAGCACCUCCAAAAAGAAGUGAGGAACAUCUCAAACCAGGACUUGGGAGGAUUUGUGGGAGAUUUUCUUGGUAAUAAACCAAAAGAUUUUUACCAGAAGUUUAACAUGAAACGAAGAGGGAGCGAGCCAGGAAAAAUCAACAUGGCUGCUGUUGCUCCAUUUAGGUUCAGGUUUCAGGUCAAUGAGGAUACAGAUGCUACACUUGAUGAUCUGAGUGACUGCUCCUCUGAUUCCAUGGAGGUCUGCUGUGAUGACUUAGUUGGAGUAAGCUCAAAUUCUAUUGCAAAGAAGAAAAUCCCAGUCCAUAUACCUGCAAGGCAUGGACGGACUUACUCCAAAUUCUUGCAGCUGUAAUUGCAGUGAAAUGGGCUUUUACUCGCAUUGCAGUUGUGUGAUGAAAACUCUAACACUUGAAAAUUCUUCUUAGAUGCUCAAGGUACUUUCCCCAUUCCUCUACUCAUCCCAAAGAAGUUUAUUAGACUAAGAAAACAAAUUUUACACACUCCACUGAGGUCAGCCAGUUGGUUAUGCAGAACAUGGUUUUUCCAUUUGUGUUUUAUUGCAUCCUGUAACACCCAAACUUUUACAAGGCUCACUGCUGACUGUUAAGCAUGGCUGUUUUUCUCUCAGUGUCUGCCUUCCAUGCUGGAUGUGCUGUCUGUUAUGUGCAUCAGGGUUUCCUAAAAUACUUCACUUCUUUAUGUACUUAGAAAUAAAAAGGAAGAAGGAAAAAAAAAGAUGGCACUUGUAAAUGGCAGAUUUCU
Molecule: messenger RNA, 1610 nt
Organism: Poeciliopsis prolifica (blackstripe livebearer)
Lineage: Eukaryota; Metazoa; Chordata; Actinopteri; Cyprinodontiformes; Poeciliidae
Exons: 4
Coding region: 235-1200 (321 amino acids)
Source: RefSeq, a predicted model, not a curated record